Bradysia coprophila is the source of this 2709-nucleotide messenger RNA. Its product is annotated as myotubularin-related protein 10-B. Gene Ontology annotation, biological process: phosphatidylinositol dephosphorylation. NCBI's taxonomy places the organism in Eukaryota, Metazoa, Arthropoda, Insecta, Diptera, Sciaridae. The record is from RefSeq and is a predicted model, not a curated record. Gene Ontology annotation, cellular component: cytoplasm; membrane.
CAAUAAUAAAGCUGUCAUUCUUCCCAGUUCUCUACAUACCACAAACGUCCAAAUUAUCGUAACUCUUUUUUUUUAAACAUUUCUCUUCACAAAACAAAUUCAAUCGAAAAUGAAUUACCCGCUUCAGUCAAGUGAUUGCGGAACUGAUGGGAAAUGAUUUGAAUUAUUUAUUUUCACUCAAUUUGUUUACUGAUUUUUAAGGUUAUGUUUUCUGUUCCUUUUGUUUAAAAAAAAUAAAUAAUAAAAUCGAAGCCAAAAAUAAAAGUUAUUUGUUUUGCAAAAUCAGUGCUAAUUUUACACUCGGUUAAUUUAUUUGUUGGUCACGUAUAUGAUGAAAUGGCUGAAAUCAAAACAAAAUCGAAAAAAAACUUCACCAGUUAUUUGGACAGUGAGGCAUUAAAUGGCAGCGAACAAGUGAAUCCAGAUCCGAAACUUUUGUCCGGUGAAUUGGAGGUGGCCAGAGCGCGCAAUGUAUUGUUGUUUAGUCCGACUAGUAAAAUUAAAGACGAUAAUGGUAUUCCAGGUGUACUGGUGAUUACCAAUUUUAAAUUGUCAUUCCUUUCCUUCGAUGAUACGGAUGCAUCAUCUGUGUACCAGGACAAUGUUUUUCUUGGGAAAAACGACGUCACCCUGUCAAACAUCGACUACAUAUAUCAAAUCAACGAUCGAAAAAAGCGACUAGUUGCACCAAAUGUAAAAAUUUUAUCAAAAUUAGAUGUGCUACAUAUCAUUUGCAAGAACUUCCGUGUCUUCAAAUUCGGUUUUAAACGAUCAGAAGUCGGUAAGGGCAAACACAUUGCUGAGGCACUGGCGAAAUUCGCGUUCCCGAAUCGACACAAUUUGCUAUUUUCGUACAAUUACAAAGAGAACUACUACAACACACUGAGGACUAUACCAAUGUAUAACAAGAAAAUGGAUUGGUCACAGGAACUGCUGCGGUGUGGAGCGACCGGCUGGCGUGUAUUGUCUCGUGAACGGGAAGAUAACAUUCCCGAACGAACGUUACCAAUGCACUAUGUUAUACCAAAAACCGUAACGGAAAUCGAGUACAUCAAAUUGGCAGAGUCGUUCAAUCGGUCCCGUGCAGCUAUUUGGGUGUAUAGUCUUGAAAAUGCAUCUCUGGUCAGAAUGGCCGAGCUGAUACCAACAAUAACCGAUACGAAGCCAGAAAACAAGAUGUUGGAACUGGUCCGAAAGUGUGAUCCAGCGAUGAAACAGCCAAGUAUUAUGGAACUGAACAAAGUCCUGCCGUCGAUCCAGGAAGUGCAGGCCAGUUUUCUAAAGCUACGAGAACUCUGCACACCAGACUGCUCACGGCAAUUUAUGGUUCAAGAUGUUCGAUUUUACACCUUACUCGAUAAGUCGUGUUGGCUGUUUUACGUGUCGUUAUGUCUAAAGUAUUCGAAUGAGGCGGCGAUGAAAAUGCGUCAACGAGAAACGGUCGUACUGCAAGAGAGUGAAGGUCGCGACAUGUGCUGUGUGAUCUCUAGCUUAACGCAAAUUAUGUUGGAUCCAUAUUACCGAACAUUAAGCGGUUUCCAGGCAUUGAUACAGAAGGAUUGGGUGUCGCUGGGUCAUCCGUUUAGUGAUAGACUGGGCCACGUCAUAAACAGUGACACAACCGAGCAAAGUCCCCUGUUUCUACUGUUUCUUGACUGCACAUGGCAAUUGAUUCAACAAUUUCCAGAAGAAUUUGAAUAUUCCGAAACAUUUCUUACGACAAUUUGGGACUCCGCUUUUCUGCCGUUAUUUGACACAUUCCAAUUCAAUUCGGAACACGAUCGGCAAUACGCCCACAAAAAUGAACACUUAAUUCUGCGACCGGUAUGGGAUUGGGGCGAACAAUUCUCCGACAAAGACAUGGUCCUGUUCGCCAAUCCACUGUUUAAGAAGCCACCAGAACAAUCGAGAAAAUCAAUGGCAUUUCUACCACCCACUGCGAUACCUUUACCUGGCCUACAUCAAACUGGCUCAAGAAUGACGAUGCAUGUUCCACAAGCAGCAGCCGUGGCCAGUCAGCUGCCAGAGGACCGUUUUAUCGAGCCGCAAACCAACAUCCGUGACCUGGAACUCUGGACACAAUGUUACUUCCGUUGGCAACCGCUGCUCGAAAUCAAAAACGGUGGCUAUCCACAGGUUGAACUGUACAAUCGGAUCAUUCUCAGUAAUAUUUCCAAAUUGCAACAAGCAUUACAGUCCAAUGACUUUGAAGAUGUGCCGAUACCGUUAAAUGAAUCCGACGAUGUGAUCAACGGCGUCAACGUUAACGGUCCGUCGAUGCCGUCGAUCAGUUCUUUUUUUCCAUUUAGUGGAAAUAAUUCGAAUUCCGAUGAAUUGACCGAUAUUUUGACGCAGAGCUAUGAUUUCUUGACGGAUGGAUCCAUCAUUGACGGAUUGUCAAUUUCACAGAUUCCAGAUUGAGGAUUAAUGUUGAUUGUAUUUGUGUAUGAAAUGGCGUUUCAUAGAAAAUUUCUGUUCACAAUUUUUACCGAGAAAAAGUAUUUUCCGUUUUUGUUCGCAUAGUUAAAAUGAUUUAAAAAGAAGAGAAGAAAAUUGCGGAUUGAGAUGAUCCAUUGCGUACGAGAUUGAGGCUAUUGAAGCUACAGUCCUCCAUAUAUUUUAAGAAAUGAAGCCUUAUUUUCAUCGGUUAACAAAAUAUAAUAAAUUGCGAAGUUAUUUAUUUGUUAAUUAAAAAACUAAAAUGAAAAG